Molecule: messenger RNA, 3346 nt
Organism: Procambarus clarkii (red swamp crayfish)
Lineage: Eukaryota; Metazoa; Arthropoda; Malacostraca; Decapoda; Cambaridae
Biological process (GO): monoatomic ion transmembrane transport; nervous system process; chemical synaptic transmission
Cellular component (GO): plasma membrane; neuron projection; synapse
Molecular function (GO): extracellular ligand-gated monoatomic ion channel activity; transmembrane signaling receptor activity; neurotransmitter receptor activity
Source: RefSeq, a predicted model, not a curated record
CAAAUGAACAAAUCAACAAGGGCCGUGACGAGGAUUCGAACCUACGUCCGAGAGCAUCCCAGACGCUGCCUUAUCCUCGUCACGGCCCUUGUGGAUUUGUUCAUCUAAUAAGGAAACUUUUCUUAAUAAGACUACCCAAUAGCUCGGUCGAUAGAGCUUCGGCCACACACACGUGGGGUCCACGGUUCGAAUCUCCUCUUGGGUGGCUUAAUCAUCGUCAAUCUUAUUCUCGCUCACUGCUCAAGAGGAUCUCGGAUUGGGAUAGAAGUAUUCACUCUACAUGUCCUCGUGUUUUAAAAAUAGUAGAGUAUUAUUUUAACUGAUUAGUGCUAUAAUGUUCCCUUGUCACGAGAGGCGGCGCUGCCCUACUAUGACUUGGGAGAUGCAGCGUCACUGUCCUAAGAUGUCAUGGGAGACGCGACAUCACCUGUUCCAGGAGAGGCGUCGCUAUUCCAGUAUAGUGUGGGAGAGACAGUAUCACAUCUCUCAGGAGAGACGCUCCUGCUCCAAGAUAUCAUGGGAGACGCAGCGUCAAUACCAGAAGAUAUCCUGGAAGACGCAGCAUCACCUGUUCCGGAAGAAGCGUCGCUGCUCAAAGAUGUUUGAGAGGCGACAUCACCUGUCCCUGUUGAGUGCCUUCAUCACCCUGCUGGCCGGAGCCCACACUCUACAAGCGUCGUCAGUAGCAGGACUGCAGGAGGACGGCGUGGCCCGGCGCGACUCGUGGCUCACCUGGCGUCACACGCUGCCUACCCUCCCCGCCUUCACCUUCUGUGUGAGGCUCUACCCCUUCCGCACCCGCUACUCUGACUACUUCUUCUCGUACGCCGUCAAACACAACGACAACGAACUCGCUCUAAACCUGAAGUAUGACACCAAGGAGCUGCAGUUUGCGUGCUGCUCCAAGCGGAUAUUCAAGGCCUUGCGGGUCGACGUGGGGCUCCUAAGGUGGUUCUCCUUCUGCAUUGCUGUCGACCUGUCGGCUCACCGCGCCACCUUUCUCCACCAGGACUCAGUCGAACACUUCAUGCUGGUUGACUCGUUCCAGGUAAACAAGUCGAUCAUGAUGGAGUCUGGGGGCAGCGUUGUGAUCGGGCAGGACCAGGAUGAGCCUCUGAGCGGGUACGACAAGCGUCAGAGCUUCAGUGGCUUCAUCGCUGACCUCUACCUCACUCAGAGUCUCCUCACUCUUGAUCAGAUGAAUGAUUAUGUACACUGUAGAACAGACGCGUUAUUGACUCAUCAACAUUUAAUGGAUUUUGUAAAUAUUCGAGAAGAUUUUAUGUUUGGGGUGGAAGCAAGCGUCGUGAGCAGGGUGAACCCUUGCCGCCCCAACAGCAACAAGUUCUUCUCCAUCUUCCCGGAAGCACGAAGCAUGAAAGAAUGUAGCCAUUUCUGCUCUAUACUUAACGGCAACGUUCCUAUCCCACUGAAUGAUGAAGAAAAUAUAGCUUUAUUCAACGAAGGGUCUGAUUUUGCAGACAAAUGCACGGCGUUUGAUAAAAGCAACAGUAUGUGGAUUGGUAUACAAUGGGCCCCUAAUGAAUCUUUGUGGAAAAACCAAAUUACCAAUAGAGAAGCUGUUUACAAAAAUUUUAAAAUUGAAAUUUUACCCUCUUCGGGAAAAGUUGUGUGUGUUACCGCGAGUACUCUUAAUGCCACGCCGGAAGCCACCCAUAAGUAUAACUGGAAUAUGGAAGAGUGUGAAAGAAAGUUAUGCACCGCUUGUCAAUUCGAAAACCCCGUUCCACUGAAGCUUAGAGGCCUGUGUGCCGCAUCAUUGUUUGACCGAGAAUAUUAUAUAUAUGAUACCUUUAACUAUCGGCCGAUCUUCAAUGGGUACAGCUCGUCAAAAAUUAUCUGGAGCGUUAACCAAUCUGUCACAUACUGGUUGCUGUACCAGAUAAAUAAUCCACACAUCCAGGCAAGGAUGAUGACCACCUCGGAGCUAUUGUAUCCUGUGGGUGUACACAAAUUUGAAAUUUCUGGCGAUAAUUGUGAGAAUCAGAUGCAUACAUUAAAACUCACUUCCUGCAGGCAGAACAUGUUUACAUGCGGAGACGGCAAAUGUAUAGACCUGAACCAGCGGUGCAACUUAGAACUGGACUGUGACGACCACAGUGACGAGCUCAACUGUGAAACUCUCAUCGUCCCUCCUGGCUACGAGAAAAGACUUCCACCUCCUAAGGUCAACAGCUAUACUCCUGCCUCGGUUUCCAUCGACUGCAAAAUACUUUUAGUCCGCAAGCUCGACCUGAUCAACUCACAACUCGUUAUGGACAUCGUCAUCAGGAAAACUUGGUAUGACUCGCGUCUUCACUAUAAAAACCUCCACUCGGACAACAACCUAAACCAAAUUGACGAUAUAAACCUUGUAUGGUUCCCAGAGGUGACCAUGCUGGGUUCCGACUUCAGCCAAGCAACAACUGAGCGGCUCCGGACAGCUGCUUGGGGUCAGCGAACCUCUCGCCCCUUGCCCGACGACGACCGCCUCAUCGAUGAAGAUGUGUUGUACUCAGGGACUGAGAACCCGCUGGUUCUGGACCGGGAGUUCACUGUGACACUUAUGUGUACCUUCGACCUUACGCUCUACCCCUUCGACAUGCAGCGCUGCCCCUUGGUCAUCUACGUCGGCGUGUACACCCACCAGUACGUCGUCACAACGCUCGACGGCAUCACCUUCCUUGGCGCCAGACGUCUCCUCGAGUACCGGGUGACGGGCCUCACGCACCAACCCAUUCUCUUCCAGAACAAGAGCGGCCAGCACAUCAGGAUCCAGCUGGCUAACCUGUACUGGUACUACAUCAGCGGCGCCUACGUCCCCACCACCCUUCUCGUCAUCAUCUCCUACCUCGCCUUCUAUUUCUCCCUCGACGACUUCACCAACAGAGUCAUGGUCUCCCUCACCUCCCUCCUCGUCCUCGCUUCGCUCUUCUCCCAGAUCGCCUCCGGCCUGCCCAAGACUUCCUACUUGAAGCUGAUAGACGUGUGGUUCAUCUUCUGCAUCUUGGCAGACUUUAUUAUGGUGUCAGUGCAAGUGACCAUCAACGCCUUCAUGCAGGCCCCAUCACCUACCGUAGUAGCACCCAUGUCUCCGGGACGUAGUGUGAUCAAGAGGCAAUACAAGGGCAAGCAGAGGCGGCGGCAGCUGGUGGACCCGCGCUCAUGGAAUUCCGGCGCUCAGGUCGUCCUGCCCGUACUGAUGGGCGUCUUCGUCAUUGGCUACUUCGGCUUCGUCGGCUACCACACCAGGAUGAUCCAUGAUGAGUUUCAAAGUUAACCGGCUCCAAACUUAUCCCAAAGAAAUAAAAUUUACAAAACACAACAGAUGAUUUAAUAAGUUCAU